Molecule: messenger RNA, 462 nt
Organism: Oppia nitens
Lineage: Eukaryota; Metazoa; Arthropoda; Arachnida; Sarcoptiformes; Oppiidae
Product: carbonic anhydrase 14-like
Exons: 3
Coding region: 1-462 (153 amino acids)
Cellular component (GO): plasma membrane
Molecular function (GO): carbonate dehydratase activity; zinc ion binding
Source: RefSeq, a predicted model, not a curated record
AUGACAACAAAGGCAGUGAACAUACUACAUUUUGUGCAUUACAAUCAAAAAUAUGGCUCAGUUGCUAAUGCUAUAAAUAAAGCCGAUGGACUGUUAGUGUUGGGCGUAUUAGCACAACUAAGCCAAACACCGAACCCGAACCUGAAUUUAUUGACCAAAGAGGUGACACAAAUAACGAAAUACAAGUCUACAACAACUAUACCAACUAAUAUACAUUUACGACUCAACAAUCUUAUACCAACAAACAGAAAUGAAAUAUUCAGAUACCAGGGCUCACUUACAACACCUCCCUGUUCUGAGACAGUGACCUGGAUAUUGAUUCACACACCCAUUACUAUUGGUAAAGAUCAGUUAAAUGCUUUUCGUGGUUUACAAGACAAUUCUGGCCAUAAGUUACUAACUAAUCGCCGAAAUAUUCACCCAUUGAAUGGACGCACAGUUUAUACAUCUAAACAAAAAUAA